AUGCCUCAACCAGAGAUGCUUGCUCUUUCACAUAAGAAGAGCCCAAUAUCAGAAGCCCUGGUAUGGAACCAAGCAACUGUUCCCAAUCCAGACCUGCCUGCACCUACCGACAUGGGAUGGACGGUGGCAGAUGACACUCUUGAGCCAGUUCUUAUUAUCCGUGACCCGAUUCCUCAAGCGUGUAUGGAGAGUGAGCAGGAGGAUGAAAUAAAAUGGUGUCAGUGUUGUGCUGAUCCGGCUUGCGAUCUUUGUCACAGUGACGAUCAGAAACAGUUAAUCAAGAAAAUAAAAGAUGAACGAGAAUUUUUGAAAUAUGAGUCAAAGAGAUUAAAAGAAGAAAAUGAACAACUUACACGAGAAAACGAUUCAUUCAGAGAAGAUCUCGAAAAAAUCCAAAUAUUGCUCACGGACAAAAAGGACGAAGUAUCACGUCUACAAUCAAAUGUCGAACGUCUUGAUUUAGAAAAACAAAGUUUCAUCAUAAUUCAAGAUGAAAGAGAUUCUUGGAUCAAAACGUCGAUGCAAUUAAAGAAAGAUCUCGAAAAUGCAAAGACAUUGCACAAUGACGAAGUAUCACAACUUAAAUCAAAUAUGGAAUCAGAAAAACAAAGUUUCAUCAUAAUUCAAGAUGAAAGAGAUUCUUGGAUCAAAACGUCGAUGCAAUUAAGGCAAGAUCUCGAAAAUGCAAAGACAUUGCACAAUGACGAAGUAUCACAACUUAAAUCAAAUGUGGAAUCAGAAAAACAACGUUUCAUGAAAAUUCAAGACGAAAUAGAAUCAUGGAUAAAUAUGACAAAGGAAUUAAGAGAGGAAAACGACCAACUAAAAGAAGAUCUCAAAUGUACACAGGAACAACUAAAAUCAAAUGUCGAUCGUCUUGAAUCAGAAAAACAA
This is a messenger RNA of Mercenaria mercenaria, 894 nucleotides long. RefSeq names its product rho-associated protein kinase 1-like. Lineage: Eukaryota; Metazoa; Mollusca; Bivalvia; Venerida; Veneridae. The annotation marks the transcript as partial. The transcript is spliced from 7 exons. The record is from RefSeq and is a predicted model, not a curated record.